Molecule: messenger RNA, 879 nt
Organism: Mesocestoides corti
Lineage: Eukaryota; Metazoa; Platyhelminthes; Cestoda; Cyclophyllidea; Mesocestoididae
Source: the annotation of a GenBank genome assembly
AUGACAUUCACCAACCCAAAACGAAAGGCUGCUUAUACUUUGACCUCCGUCGGCAUUCCAAUUGCCGAUAAUGAUUCGAACGUCGGUCAGAAAAUGCUCAAAAAAAUGGGCUGGAUUCCUGAAACUGGUCUUGGAAAGGAUAGGAAUGGUAUUGUUGAUCCCAUAAAGGCUACUUGUAAUUAUGGGCGAAAAGGCUUGGGCAGGGGUCCGACACAGUCAUCUACAGAUAUGGUUCAGCAAUCCGCUUAUAAUGCAUUAUUGCAGUCUCUAAGCAAACAUAAAUCACACGUUAUUCCAGAAGUUAAGAUUAAACUUGAAGAAAAGUCCAAGAGUAGCCGUUCCAGGGUCCACUACGGAAGGCUUAUUCGAGCAAAGGAUGUAUCACAGUACGCCCAAGAAUCCCUUAAGAUUGUUCUGGGUGCGUCACAAGAUAGGAGCCCUCAAUCUUCUCCCGAUCGAGGUAAAUCGUACUCCGAUCAAGAAGACUCAAUAAGACAUGAAUUUGGUGUAAAGACAUACUCGAGCAAUACUGACUUGCAUAGUUAUUUUUCGAUGAAAAGAAAAGCAAUGAAGUACUCGCCUAAAGAAAGGUCCCCAAAAAUAAUGCGUGAGCAUUCACCCAUUUCGAAAAGUGUAGAAGAUGUUUCGUCGCUUUCUGCUACCUCCUGUUCAAAUGAUAGCCCUAAAGGUAAGAGGACUUGUCAAACUUUAUUGCCCUCUUUAAAUUCGAACUUGAAUCUGCGGUUUUUGAAACAGAACCAUUUCACAUUAGAUGCACAUUAUCAGUCAUACUGCCUAACAUGUACUAGCUUACAUUGCAGACAUGAAGAUGUCCCAGAAAACGGAUCUUCUAGUCAAAGUAAAAACAGAACCACCUGA